Paramacrobiotus metropolitanus is the source of this 3561-nucleotide messenger RNA. RefSeq lists its product as uncharacterized. The record is from RefSeq and is a predicted model, not a curated record. Gene Ontology annotation, cellular component: nucleus. NCBI's taxonomy places the organism in Eukaryota, Metazoa, Tardigrada, Eutardigrada, Parachela, Macrobiotidae. The transcript has 9 exons. Gene Ontology annotation, molecular function: RNA binding; metal ion binding. The coding region runs from base 424 to 3267 and encodes 947 amino acids. Gene Ontology annotation, biological process: negative regulation of DNA-templated transcription.
AAACCACCCGGCGCUUCACGAGAUUGGUGACCUUGAGACGCCCGUAGGCCAUCGGCAAAUUCGGCAUUGAACAAUGUAGCAGUGAAACCGACUGACUGAUAACCACGAACGAUAUAAUAUUGAGAAUGAUAGCAUCAUGAAAUUUCGUAAUCCGUCUUAAAUAUAAAUACUUGUUGGGGUAGGAAGGACGGCAUUGUCAUUAAUCGAUCUUUUUCGAGAAAUUCCGAAUAUUUACAGUGCUUCGAAGUAGUUUUUUAUGUCCUUGAAUCUUGAUUAACUGUAGUAAAGUAAACGGUAUCGCGUCAAAGGCGAAACUGGACUUGGGAAUGCUCUUUUGGAAGAACAACAUGAGAAAUCCCUCUAAAAUGAAUUAUCCGUUUUACAAAUUUUGUAUGCGGAGCCAUUUAAACGUCCUGUGAAAACAUGGAAAGUGCAGACACAGGAGAGGACAAAAUUGACCUGGAAGAAGGUGAACUUGAAGACGAGUCUGGAGAUGAAACCGGUGGUCAAAAAGAGCAGAUAAAAAAGGAUGAGAAUCGAAAAGCCGUGAAAAGUUCAACAGGUGGUGGCCGUGGCGGAAAAUCGAAAGAGGCAAGCCGAAAGCAUAAAAAUGAUUCUUCGGAUGCGAGAAAACCCGACGGCGGAUCCAAGAGUGGUAAACGCGGUGAGUCCAAGAAACCACCAACGCGAUCGCGAGAAUUUUCCAAGGAAAAAGAUUCCGAUAAACGAAACGACGCGAAAGUGAAACGGAAAAGCAAAGAGAAUCCCUCAUUCGAGGAUGAACUGAACGAAUACAAGCAGCUGAAUUCCCAUCGUGGCCGGCGCCACAGUCACAGUGGGGAUUCCGAUUCCGGUCACGGUGACUCCGGUGGCCACUCCCCGGACGCGCGGCGUCAUCGCGGAUCUCGUGACCCUCGUCCAAAUGCACCUAGCUCCUCUUCUUCGCGUCCUCCUUUUAAACGGCGCAAAGAAGAAUUUCGACCGCCCAAAGAGAAGAAAAUUCCUUGCAAAUUCUUCGUCGAGGGCCGGUGCAAAUAUGGCGAUCAGUGUCCGUUUAGUCAUAACAUUCCGCAGACAAAAAAGCUGGAAGCCUGUAAAUUCUACAUGGGUGGUUACUGCCAGAAGGGCGUCAACUGUGUCUACAUGCACAGUGAAUUCCCGUGUAAAUUCUUUCACACGGGUCAGCGGUGCUAUUCCGGGGAUGCGUGCAAGUUCUCGCAUGAUACGCUGUCGACGGAGCAGAAAACGGCCCUCGACAGACUGCUGGAAAAAGAGAACAGGGAUUCUUAUUCACGAGGGCACCGAAAUGACGCCUUGAAAGAAGGUCCGGAAGGUCACCACCACGUGACUGAUAGCCCGGCGAAACUGGCCAAUUCAUUCCUUGAAAACUUGUCGCGCGAUCUCCUUGGACCCAGUGCUGAGAACGAGAGUCCUAACUGGAACAACAACACCCGGCGCCGUCCGGAAUUUUUUCGUGAAACAUUGUAUGGGGAAGACCGCAACCGGUACCCGGAAGAGCGGCAGUACGGCGAAGAAGUUGAAAAUAAGCCAGAAACGUCGUCAGCCCGACUGGAGAAUGGGGAAAACGAACUUGAAGGCUUUGGUCAAGGAGAAUCUCCGCAUGAAGGCAGCUCUCACCAACACGGUACUGCGGAUGCGAGCAAAUCGCUGCCGAAGCGUCAACGUGAAUUAUUCCUGCGACUGCAGCAGCGUGCUCAGCAUGGGGUUGCACGACAGGUGUCGGAAGCAGAAGGAAGCUACGAUGCCGGUACCGGUGGCAACCAGGAGGAUGAGAUGUUUGAGCCAAAAGGCGAGGGUCAACAUGAAGAAAAUUUUCCAAAGCCGGAAUCUUCCGUGGUGAAAACACACUGGAAUGAGAGCGAUGAUGAGGACGAAGGGAACGAUCAGGUUCUCGCAAAUUCUCUGAAACGUCUUCAGGAAGCGCCAAAAGAAUCGCGCUGGAGUCGCCCGCUUUCCAGCCAUCCACCAGCUCGUGCACCUUUUCCCGCUCAAAACUAUCCGCGUAGCCAACCAGAGCAGUUUCCGCCAGCCAACGCUCCAUACGGUCAACCUGCACAUGCUCCGUUCUAUCCACCUGUUGACCCGCCGGUGAAUCACGAGCGACCGGCGCCGUUUGACGGCCGCGAAGAGUUCACGAACCGUGGCAAAACUCUGUUACCCUUGCCUCCUCCCGCACGAGAACCGCUGCUGAUGCCACCGGCACCCGUGGAGGUGUAUCCGCCGUACUCGCAAACUGCCCUCCAAGGGGGUCUGCUGGCGCCGCCCACUGGGCAGUACAACGAGUACGAAGAUCCCAACUGGAACUAUGCACAGCCCUCUCCUGUUGAUCCGCGUUUGAAAUCCCCUCCACAUCCUCAUACGCCGGUGCCGGUGGUGCAGGCAAAUUCCUACCCACCGACACCGCUGCAGCCCGGCUACGGGCGCCCUCCGGCGGUGUACAAUCCUCCUGCACCGUCGACGGCACCUCCUUAUACAGUUCCUUCGUAUUCGUACCCUGCACCGACUCCUGGCACUACUCACGACACCGCCUAUCCGGGCGGUUAUCCUGGCCAGAUGCCUGUGCAUUCUCAGUAUGUUCCUCCUUAUGGUUCGGCCGUGCCGUCGGUUCCUUCCACUGGGCUUUUGCCCGGUAUGGCUACAACGGGAGAUCCUCGUUUACAGCGCAGCACCGCUUCGGAGAUUGCUUCCCCACCACAGGACAUGCACGUCCCGUCCGCUUUGGGGUCUGUUCUAAAUACGCCGGCCAUCGAAGCCGUUAUCCAAAAACUGCUGGCUGAGAAAGAAUUAGGGAAAAAGACGGAAAAGGAAGCAGUUCCCGUGGUACCGGAGCUGGAAGGGUCACUGGCCAAAAACACCGAUCCGCCCUUGUACCGGUUGGAGCCUAUCGAAACCUGUAAGCCCAACAUGAAGGAAGUGUAUUUCCGGGUGAGCGCCUACCGGUCUACCGACGAGCUGAAUCGCGAUCCGCGACUGUCUAAGAUCAUUCCGGUCCUGACUUCGGAUGAGAUGGAUCGCAGUAAAACUGUUGCCGCUCCUGCUCCCAGUGUAGUGUCCCCGGCUGAACCGCAGGAACAGGAAGACUCCACUAAAGCCUCUCUGGAGUUUGAUGCUUUUACGGCAUUACUGCAGCAGGCGUUAGGAAACAGUAAGAAGCGCAAUCCGGAUGAUGUGGAUAAGGAGCUAAGUCCGAACAGUAAGAAAAAUCGCCGUGUAGCUGCCAGUGCUCCGAUGGAUACGUAUUCGUAGAAGCCAAGGUACAGCUAACUGGGAAUGGGUUUCGUCUGUGAUGGUUACCGAAUUAAUUAAUCGUGGGACUGGCUUUGGAAAUGUCCAGUUGAUCUUUAGUCGUGGAAAGUUACGUAUUUAAUAAUUGGUGUUUAUUUGUCAUGUAGUAACGCCUUUUGUUGACUGACUUCUAUUUUGUUGUUUGUUUUCUAUGUUAUUUUGUAAUGUAGCGUAAAAGUCAUCGAAGGCUAGUGGAAUCGGCUUUUAUUAUUACGAAGUGUUUGAUUUUAGUUAACAAUAAAAACGAAUAUACCG